UCUUUUCCUGUCCCCGACUGAGGUGUCUGUGGGCCUAGGUGACGAAGAAAAGUGAUCACAGAGGGUGGUGAGCUUUGUGGGCUGAAAGACCUCCUUCAACAUAGACCCUUCAGCUCAGCAGAAAGUUUCAUAAUUAGAGUUGAUGGACCUCCAACAGACUGCUGUAAUACUGUGUCAAAAAAGAUAAUAUCAGCUGAAAACAUUGUGAAAUAUGAUAAACAAAAUGCAUUGCUAUGUCCUGUCACAGCUGUAAGGCAAGUUCAAAGUUAUUAUAAUCACAAAAUUAAGUUUUACACAAAGUAGUAAAUUGGUGAAUAGUUAAAUGAUGAGAGCUAAAACCUCAAGUAUAUCCUUUUUUCCAUGUACAGGUUCCACACCAAGAAAAACAAAGUUAUUUGUUCAGAUCCCGAAAGUAACUGGGCUAAGAAAGUAAUGAAAAUAGUGGAUGGGAGACCGACAGCAAAACCUACGUGCUAUACAAGUACAACAAACGUGAUCCCAAUUACAACUACAACAGAGGAAACAUCGGGAACAGAGACUGAGAUCAGCACGAGUACAACUGUAACACCAGCAGUGACGACAAUCAAAACAUCUGAAACGGAGACCAGCACGAGUACAACUGUAACACCAGCAGUGACGACAAUUAAAACAUCUGAAACGGAGACCAGCACGAGUACAACUGUAACACCAGCAGUGACGACAAUUAAAACAUCUGAAACGGAGACCAGCACGAGUACAACUGUAACACCAGCAGUGACGACAAUUAAAACAUCUGAAACGGAGACCAGCACGAGUACAAUUGUACCAACAACAGUGACAACAAUCAAAACAUCUACACCGGAGACAGAGAUCAGCAAAACAACAAUCCUACCAACUUCAGUGUCCACAGACAACCCAGAAUCUACUGCGAUAACAUGUGGGACAGGUGAAAUAACUGCACCACAAACAAAAACAACAACAUUAACAACAACAACAACAACAACUGGAAAUAUCAACACAAGCACAAAGAAAAAACGGUCAAAGAUGAUGCUAAGAAAAUUAGGGAAAAGCAAGAAAGGACUUAGAAGAGUUCAGAUGUCACGCAACAGUACACAAGGACAUCUGAAUACAACUGAACCACCUGUAAAAAUAUACACAGACACACUGCAGUAAGUUUGAAUAUACUCACAAUGGGUUGUGAGUUGAAGCACUACAUAUUUUAUUUAGUCCUACUCUAGGACUGAACUAUGGUGGUCUUUUAGUUGCAGACUAUAGAAAAUAAUGUGACGAUUUUGACCAGCUCAGUUGUGUGGUGUGUUUCUGCUGAGUGUGUUUUAAAAUAAUUUGUUUUAAUUAUUGUUUGUUAAUAAAUUAAUUCAAAAAAUAUUUGUAAAUAUAAAUAAAAUGUAAAAUGUUUAUUUCUAUUACAAUAAAUCAAUAUAAUGA
This is a messenger RNA of Onychostoma macrolepis, 1425 nucleotides long. RefSeq lists its product as uncharacterized. Gene Ontology annotation, molecular function: chemokine activity; CCR chemokine receptor binding. The coding region runs from base 361 to 1152 and encodes 263 amino acids. Gene Ontology annotation, cellular component: extracellular region. Gene Ontology annotation, biological process: positive regulation of GTPase activity; cellular response to interleukin-1; G protein-coupled receptor signaling pathway. The record is from RefSeq and is a predicted model, not a curated record. The transcript is spliced from 2 exons. NCBI's taxonomy places the organism in Eukaryota, Metazoa, Chordata, Actinopteri, Cypriniformes, Cyprinidae.